Rubroshorea leprosula is the source of this 5248-nucleotide messenger RNA. The record is from the annotation of a GenBank genome assembly. NCBI's taxonomy places the organism in Eukaryota, Viridiplantae, Streptophyta, Magnoliopsida, Malvales, Dipterocarpaceae.
AUUGAAGGGCCCAAAAAGUAUCAUUCCUUAGAUCAUUUAUAUGUUUUGAGAUCUAUGCCUAUAUGUGAAAUCUUCUUCUUUUUGAUAUCAACUUCUCUGUUCAGCUUUAAAAAGGGAUAAGUACUGUUUGGCAAAAUAUAUAUAUAUCCAUAGGUAUUAGUUUGAUGUAGCAAAUAUGUUUGGCCAGUGUUUCCCCUCAAAUAUAAGAUCAUUGUUGCAGUUAAAUGGCUUGAGCAUCAGUCAACAUGGCCAGCAACUUUCUUCUUCACUUCAUCUUCAGCAGAGAAAUGAAAGCUCUUUUGAUGACCGUAACAAAGCCCCUAUUACAUCAUCUAUGGAUGUAAAACCACUUGUAUCUUCUGUGGUGCAACCCUCAAUUCCCUUAACUGAUGCUUCUAGCAUUCAGAAGCCUCAGAGUGCAGUCAGCGUUGCAAUGCUGUCCACUUCCCCUGGUUUUGUUCGUGCUUCUCGUGGAGCUACUUCUACUAGGUUUGGCUCUGCUUUGAACAUUGAAACAUUAGUUGCUGCUGCUGAGAGAAGGGAGACUCCCAUAGAGGCUCCGGCAUCAGAGGUUCAAGACAAGAUAUCAUUUAUAAUUAAUAAUAUUUCUUCUGCAAAUAUUGAAGCUAAAGCAAAAGAAUUCACUGAAAUCUUCAAAGAGCUUUACUAUCCCUGGUUUGCUCAGUAUAUGGUCAUGAAAAGAGCAAGCAUUGAGCCAAAUUUUCAUGAUUUGUACUUAAAGUUCCUGGACAAAGUUAAUUCAAAGGCUCUGAAUAAGGAGAUUGUCCAAGCUACCUACGAGAAUUGCAAGGUUCUCUUGGGAUCCGAGCUUAUAAAAUCAAGCUCAGAGGAGCGGUCAUUGUUAAAAAAUUUGGGUAGCUGGCUUGGGAAGUUAACUAUUGGUAGGAAUCAGGUUUUGAGGGCUCGUGAAAUAGACCCAAAGUCUUUGAUCAUAGAGGCAUAUGAGAAGGGGUUGAUGAUUGCGGUGAUCCCAUUUACUUCUAAGAUUCUUGAACCGUGUCAAAGUAGUCUUGCAUAUCAACCUCCUAAUCCCUGGACUAUGGGUAUUCUAGGAUUAUUGUCUGAGAUCUAUUCGAUGCCAAACUUGAAAAUGAAUCUCAAAUUUGACAUUGAGGUUCUAUUCAAGAACCUUGGUGUGGAUAUGAAGGACAUAACACCAACUUCUCUUCUCAAGGAUCGGAAGAGAGAAAUUGAAGGAAAUCCUGAUUUUUCUAAUAAAGAUGUUGGAGUCUCCCAGCCUCAGAUGGUUGCUGAAGUUAAAUCAGGAAUAAUUUCUCCACUAAAUCAUGUUGAGCUGCCUCUUGAGGUUGCCAAUCCACCUAAUUCUGGUGGCCACACACAUUUAUUAUCACAGUAUGCUCCGCUGCGUCUUUCUUCUGGCACAUUGAUGGAGGAUGAAAAACUAGCAGCAUUAGGCUUGCCUGAUCAGCUUCCAUCCGCCCAAGGGCUGUUUCAAGCUACUCCUUCCCAAUCUCCUUUUUCUGUAAGUCAGCUUUCAACACCAAUACCUAACAUUGGAACUCAUGUUAUUAUCAAUCAGAAGCUAAGCACCUUGGGCUUGCACUUGCAUUUUCAAAGAGUGGUUCCAAUCGCGAUGGACAGAGCUAUCAAUGAGAUUGUGUCUGGUAUUGUUCAACGCAGUGUUUCCAUAGCUACUCAAACAACAAAGGAGCUUGUCUUAAAGGAUUACGCCAUGGAGUCAGAUGAGACACGGAUAUAUAACGCUGCACACUUGAUGGUUGCAAGUUUGGCUGGAAGUCUUGCUCAUGUAACAUGCAAGGAACCCUUGCGUGGUUCUAUAUCAAGUCAACUGCGGAGUACACUUCAGGGUCUAAAUGUUGCAAGUGACCUGCUAGAACAAGCUGUGCAACUUGUUACUAAUGAUAACCUUGAUCUUGGCUGUGCAGUCAUUGAACAGGCUGCUACAGAUAAGGCAAUACAAACCAUUGAUGGGGAAAUAGCACAACAACUUACCUUAAGAAGAAAGCAUAGAGAUUCAUCAUUCUUUGAUCCUAACAUGUAUGGACAAGGUUCAAUGGGUAUUUUACCUGAGGCUCUCCGACCAAAACCUGGGCACUUGUCUUUGUCACAACAGCGAGUUUAUGAGGAUUUUGUUCGGCUACCGUGGCAAAACCAAUCUAGCCAGAGCACACAUGCAGUGUCUGGUGGUUCUUCAAGUGUACCUGGUGAAUCUGGUUUGACUGGCACAUUUGGUUCAACAGCAGGCCAAGUUAUUCCUGGUUACUCUUCCAGCCUAGGAAUUGGAAACUCUGGACUAGUGGAUGUUGGUUCUGAGGCCAUUGAAUCUACAUCAACUACUUUACUGAGUGCGUCCCCAAUUCAAGUUGGUGCAGUAGCUAAUCUUGCCCAGCAAUCCACUGAAAAUGACACACUCAAUGCUGCAUUUUCGUCAACAACUUCAGCCUCUGACUUACAUUCACCACAUACUGCUGAUGUUGUAAAAGAAUCAACUGCAUCACAGCCAUCAUCUUUAUCAUCUUUACCAGCUGCCACUGAGCGCCUUGGAAGUAGUAUCUCAGAAGCUUCACUGAGCACAAGGGAUGCAUUAGAUAAAUAUCAGAUUGUUGCACAGAAGGUUGCAAAUGAGUCUUGCUUCUGCCUUUUACAUAAUUUGGAAACUUUGGUGACGGGUGAUGCCAGGGAAUCUGAAAUUCAGGGAGUGAUUUCUGAGGUUUCUGAAAUCAUACUCAGAUGUGUAAGUCGAGAUGAGGCUGCUUUAGCUGUUGCUCAAAAGGUUUUCAAAGGUUUAUAUGAGAAUGCAUCAAACAGUCUUCAUGUUAGUGCCCAUCUUGCUAUUCUGGCUGCUGUCCGUGAUGUCUGCAAGCUUGCUGUUAAGGAGCUCACUAGUUGGGUGAUCUACUCAGAUGAGGAGCGCAAGUUCAACAAGGAUAUCACAAUCGGCCUUAUUCGAAGUGAAUUACUAAACCUUGCAGAGUACAAUGUGCAGAUGGCAAAACUUAUAGAUGGCGGAAGAAAUAAAGCUGCAACUGAGUUUGCUAUUUCCCUGCUACAAACUUUGGUCUCUGAUGAAAGCAGAGUCAUCUCAGAACUCCACAAUCUUGUUGAUGCACUGGCAAAGCUUGCUGCCAAACCUGGGUCUCCUGAAUCAUUACAACAGUUGGUUGACAUGAUCAGAAAUCCUUCCUUGAAUUUGGCUACUUUAUCUGGUGCAACUCUUGGAAAAGAGGAUAAGGCUAGGCAAUCUAAGGACAAAAAGGCUCCUGGUCACUCCAUGGCAAAUAGGGAAGAUAAUAGCAAUAUGGAAACUCAGGAACCAGAUCCUGCUGGUUUCAGAGAGCAGGUCUCUAUGCUGUUUGCAGAGUGGUAUCAGAUAUGUGAACUUCCUGGUGCAAAUGAUGCAGCUUGUACUCAUUACAUCAUGCAAUUGCAUCAAAAUGGACUGCUCAAAGGGGAAGAUAUGACAGAGCGCUUUUUCCGCAUCCUGACAGAGGUCUCUGUUGCCCAUUGCCUCUCUACCGAGGUUAUUAAUUCUGGCACAUUACAAUUGCCUCAGCAAGCACAGAGUCUAUCGUUCCUUGCCAUUGAUAUUUAUGCAAAACUUGUGUUAUCAAUCUUUAAGUAUUGCCCUGUCGAACAAGGACCUACUAAAAUCCUCCUUCUGUCAAAGAUUUUAGCUGUUACUGUGAGAUUUAUUCAAAAAGGCGCAGAGGAGAAGAAAUCAUCUUUCAAUCCUAGGCCAUAUUUUAGAUUAUUUAUUAACUGGCUGCUAGAUCUUGGUUCCUUGGACCCAGUUACUGAUGGUGCAAACUUUCAGAUUUUGACAGCCUUUGCAAAUGCAUUUCAUGCACUGCAACCCCUUAAAGUUCCGGCCUUUAGCUUUGCAUGGUUGGAGCUGGUCAGUCACCGAAGUUUCAUGCCAAAAUUGCUCACGGGUAAUGCUCAGAAGGGUUGGCCUUAUAUACAACGCUUGCUGGUGGACUUGCUUCAGUUCCUGGAGCCGUUUUUGAGGAGUGCUGAAUUAGGAGGGCCGGUUCAUUUUCUUUAUAAAGGCACACUCAGGGUGCUGUUGGUGCUACUUCAUGAUUUUCCUGAGUUCCUGUGUGAUUAUCAUUUUACCUUCUGUGACGUCAUUCCUCCAAGCUGCAUACAGAUGCGGAAUAUUAUCCUAAGUGCAUUUCCACGCAAUAUGAGGCUACCUGAUCCAUCUACUCCCAACUUGAAGAUCGAUUUGCUUCCCGAAAUCAGAGAAGCGCCUCGCAUACUAUCUGAGGUUGAUGCUGCACUUAAAGCAAAGCAGAUGAAGAGUGAUGUGGAUGAGCAUCUCAAGACAAGGCAACAGGGUUCAUUUCUUACUGAACUAAAACAGAGAUUGCUUCUUCCACCAAGUGACGUGGCCUCUGCUGGUACCCACUACAAUGUACCAUUAAUCAACUCGCUUGUGCUUUAUGUUGGAAUGCAGGCCAUUCAGCAGCUGCAGGCAAGACCACCUCAUGCACAGUCAGCAGGCAACACUGUUCCCUUGGCUGCAUUCUUGGUUAGUGCUGCAUUGGACAUUUUCCAGAAACUAAUAGCCGAUCUUGACACUGAGGGGCGAUACCUCUUUCUCAAUGCAAUUGCCAACCAACUUCGCUAUCCAAAUAACCACACACAUUACUACUCCUUCAUCCUACUUUACCUAUUUGCUGAUUCAGAGAACAAGGAAAUUAUCCAGGAGCAAAUUACCAGAGUAUUGUUGGAACGACUUAUUGUCAAUAAACCUCAUCCAUGGGGUCUUCUCAUCACUUUCAUUGAGCUCAUAAAGAAUCCUAGGUACAACUUCUGGAACCGAUCAUUCAUAAGGUGCGCGCCUGAGAUUGAAAAACUCUUUGAAUCAGUUGCAAGAUCGUGCGGAGGACUGAAACCUGUGGAUGAGAGUAUCGUCUCUAGUUGGGCAUCUGAUAACACUCAUUAAAGAGUUGUUGCUGUAUCUUAUAUGUUAGUAUUUAAUGUGUAUUUAACUAUUUAUUCAAAUUCCAUCCCAGCCCCAUUUAUUUUCCCCUGACAACGGUCACAAGUAUUUAUUGGUUCUGUAAAUGUUUCAAAGCCACCAGAUAUCUUACCUGCGGAUGGAGCUAUAAUAUGACGUAUGGUCGAUUUUUAUUGUUCUUUUUUUUUUUCAAAUUGAAUUUACUGUACUAUUUGUUUUCUUGCACUCUUAAAGAUUAUCUUGGUUUAAGGAGGAUGUAAAUAAGACAAUUGUAAUUUA